This is a messenger RNA of Cooperia oncophora, 1215 nucleotides long. The record is from the annotation of a GenBank genome assembly. Lineage: Eukaryota; Metazoa; Nematoda; Chromadorea; Rhabditida; Trichostrongylidae.
AUGCGGGGUCUCGUAUUACUGCUACUGCUGUUCGGCAGCUGCACUGCCGAUCUCUUCACAGCAAUCGCCGACAUGCAGCGAAUGUUGGGAGCAGAAAAGGAAGUGACCACCGUCAUCGACAGAUACAUCGAGGCCGAACAGAAGCGACUGGAUGACCUGAAACGAUUCGCUGAUGAGUACAUCGAUCGCAAUAAGGACGCCGAGGAUGUUGGUCCGGAUUUCGUUACAAACCCAAUCAACGCCUAUCUUCUCAUCAAGCGGCUGACCACCGAGUGGAAAAAGGUCGAGGACAUUAUGCGAACCAACAAAGCCGACACUUUCAUAAAAAACAUCACGGAGAAUCGUAUUCGGAGUCAGGUGAAAUUCCCCCAAGAGGAGGAUUUGUCUGGAGCAGCAACAGCCAUUCUUCGAUUGCAAGAUGUCUACCGUCUCGACACCACAGACCUCUCAAAUGGCGUUAUUCUUGGCGAUAAAGUCGCUCACACGCUCACAGCUCAUGAUGCAUUUGAGGUGAAAUUCCCCCAAGAGGAGGAUUUGUCUGGAGCAGCAACAGCCAUUCUUCGAUUGCAAGAUGUCUACCGUCUUGACACCACAGACCUCUCAAAUGGCGUUAUUCUUGGCGAUAAAGUCGCUCACACGCUCACAGCUCAUGAUGCAUUCGAGGUUGGACGAGCUGCUUACAAUCAGCGCGACUACUACCAUACCUUGACUUGGAUGCAGACAGCAAUGAAUCGGCUCGAGCAUGAGAAUCCGAAAACGAUUGAGGAAGAGGAGGUAUUAGAAUAUCUCGCGUAUGCUCUCUACCAACAAGGCAACGUCCGUCGAGCUCUCGCGUUAACAAAGAGACUAGCAGCAAUUGCUCCGAACCAUCCACGAGCCAGAGGCAAUGUGAAAUGGUACGAGGACAUGCUAGAAGGAAAGGAUAUGGAAGGCGAUCUGCCACCAAUCGUCAACAAGCGAGUAGAGAACGACGGAAUCGUUGAACGUGAUGCUUACGAAGCACUGUGCCGUGGUGAGGCUCCACCUAUUCCACCAGAGGAGGAGAAAGAACUCUACUGCUACUAUAAGAUGGACAAGCCAUUCCUCCGACUUGCUCCCAUCAAGGUCGAGAUUCUCAGGUUGGAGCCUCUCGCAGUGCUCUUCAAAGAGGUCAUGUCUGAGUACGAAGCUGAAGUAAUCAAGUCUUUAGCCACCCCAAAGCGUGACAACUCAUAG